CAUUUUGUUGAAGUUUCACUCGCGCUCGUGUACGGUUAACUGCCAGCUCUUUGCCUUCGGACUCAAUUUUGUGAUAUUUUUUCAAUUUUUGUGAUUAUUGCUUAGUUGAUUUGUUUAUAUCGUUAUCCUCUUAUUUAUUGAUUCAUCUUUUUGAUUUCCGACAUCGAUUUGUUUAUCAUCAUAAUGGCUACUAGUACUACGAUGAAGUUGUGUUUGUUGGAGGUUUUUGAGAUACGAUCUGUCACCAAGUCAAACUAUGAGUUCUUACGCGGCGCGGCAAUAGACGAGAAGGGAGAAGUUGUCGAAAUACAAGUACCUUCUAGCGAGAAAGGAGCAGAGACCGUAAAGAAAUUGAAGGCAAGAGAUUUUUUCAUGUUAAUGGAUCCCAACGUUGUUACAACAAGAGAAGGCAUCGCGCAAGUGAGAGUCACUAAGAGGACGAAGGUGUUUUCAAGAUGUGGAAAAUUUGAGGUUAGGCAGGAAAUAGUGGAGGAGUACUUGAAGCCACGUGUUGUUCCUGUACGGACUGCCAAGGACUCGCCAGCCAAGAAGAGAGUUUCAAUUACAGGAAUUGUGUCAAGUGUGUCUGAUGUUCGAGGAGUUAAAAGAAAGUAUCGGGAGUUGUUUGUGAUGGAUGACGAGGACCAAGUCAAGGUUAUGAUCUGGGGAGAGGAGGCUUUGAGGCCAAUAAAGAGUGAUUCUUGCGUGACGUUAACUGGGCUAGAGGUUGGUGUUGAUGGAAAAGGUGUGACACUGCAUUCAUCGCCAUCUACAAUAAUUGAGAGGCAAAGAUUCACAGAGGAGAAGGUGGAGGCUGCAACUGAUGAAGGGUUUCCCAUGCAACUUUUCCUUGAGUCGGGUGAAGUAUUGGAGAUUAACAGAGACUUUGGGAUUGACUGGAAUAAUCUUCCUUGUAGAGUUAGCUUGGAGCGAUCUGUCGACGGAGAGUUGUUGAACAUUGUUUGUAUGGAGUAGUUUGUAGACACUUAUUUGUUAUAAUGGUGUAGUUUAAUAAUGAAGUAGUUUUGUAAAAUGAUGUUUAAAUUUUUUUAUCUAAGGUUAAACUGCUUUAAGUAUUUCAUGUUUGCCCAGCAGAGGUGACGAUGGGACUUAGGGAUAAAAAUACUUUGCCAUCCGCUUUCGUCUGUCACAAUCCUAAUGACACAUAAGUCCACAUGUAAGUUGCUUUUUUAGCAAACUUGAAUGGAAGAUGGACUUGGGGGACCUGCAUGUUAUGUUGCAGUCGUAGGUCAAGUGGUAUGGUCAAAGGUCAUUUCAGGUCAACUUAAAAUUUACAUGGAAGAUUCUCUUAUGACACCUAACUAUGCAAUUACAUGGAAGAUUCUCUUAUGACACCUAACUGUGCAAUUGUAAGUCAUUUUUCAAUGAAACUUGGAUGGUAAAUUGACUUUAGGGAUGGCAUGUUAUGCUGCAAUUGGAGGUCUCAUGGUAAGGCUGAAGGUCAUUUUCAGGUCAACAUUCAACUUUAAGUGCAAUGUUUUUAUGAUAAGUGUUAUCAUUCCUUUAUUUUACAAUGCAGUUUGAUACAGUUUUAUUAUGUCUUUUGCAAAUUGUGAUAUUUUUAAUUAUUAUACAUGUAAGUCGUGAGACAGAAAAUUGCUUAUGCUUUUUGUUUGCCCACCAGAGUUGAAGGCGAGACUUAGGGAUCCAAAUGUCGUCCAUUUGUCACAAAUCUAAUUACAGAUAACUCCCAACCAUAAGGUUUUUUUGAACCAAUGUUUGAUGGUAGAUGGAUUUGGGGUACCUGCAUGUUAUGGUGCAGUUGAAGGUCACAUGGUAAGGUCAAAGGUCUUUUUAG
Messenger RNA from Lytechinus variegatus (green sea urchin), 1819 nucleotides. RefSeq lists its product as uncharacterized. The transcript has 6 exons. The record is from RefSeq and is a predicted model, not a curated record. Bases 184 to 975 code for a protein of 263 amino acids. NCBI's taxonomy places the organism in Eukaryota, Metazoa, Echinodermata, Echinoidea, Temnopleuroida, Toxopneustidae.